This is a messenger RNA of Paraglomus occultum, 639 nucleotides long. Lineage: Eukaryota; Fungi; Glomeromycota; Glomeromycetes; Paraglomerales; Paraglomeraceae. The record is from the annotation of a GenBank genome assembly.
CGUGAGAUAGAAGAUCGUCUGUAUGUGGAAGCCAGAGCACUGUUUUUACAUACCAGAAAUACGUCAGCGGAGCUCCUCGAAAACAUGGCUUCAGAAAUCCUAAAUCGCAUCCCGCAGACCGGACGUAGUGGAAAAAAUUUCGAAUGUACUAAGCAACCUUCGGUACCAAGUAAGCAAGAAUACAGAGAGAGAUACGGGGAUGAAAUCUUGAAUAGUAAUUUGUCCGAGUUCGUUGAUGACUAUGUGUGGAGAAAUAUUCUGCGGUUGCCGUUGCUUGGUGUAGUGAAGAUGGAGCUCAAUAAGGAUAGGGCUAUGUGUGAAAGCCUCCGGAAGUUCGUCGUUAAAGCACUCGAAAAGUGGAUAAUUGCGUUAAUGAAUGGUAAUGAUGCAAAAUCCGAUGAACAAGAAUCUGAAUCCAGUGGUGUCGAUUUAGAAAUCGAUGGCGAAAUUUUCGAUCAAUACCCUGAGGAAGAGGGUGAUAUAAAUAUGCAAAAUCUGAAUGCUAAAACUUGUGAUAAAGCAUCACAAAACGUGAGCUCGUUUAAUGGAGCUUACGGUCCUUACUUUCCAAAUUUUACCGCUGCCAUGCUUUUUAUAUGGGUGACCAAACACAAUACAAUAUGUGUAAAAAAACCUUAG